Humulus lupulus (European hop) is the source of this 1178-nucleotide messenger RNA. Its product is annotated as N-(5'-phosphoribosyl)anthranilate isomerase 1, chloroplastic-like. Gene Ontology annotation, molecular function: phosphoribosylanthranilate isomerase activity. Lineage: Eukaryota; Viridiplantae; Streptophyta; Magnoliopsida; Rosales; Cannabaceae. The transcript has 4 exons. Gene Ontology annotation, biological process: L-tryptophan biosynthetic process. The coding region runs from base 150 to 1094 and encodes 314 amino acids. The record is from RefSeq and is a predicted model, not a curated record.
UAACGGCUCCCUCUUCACUCAUAGACUGUAAGUAUUGACCUGCUUUCCUUUCAAAAAAAGUAAAAAAGUAUUGACCUGCUCCGUAGUAGGACUACUCUGUUCUUUGUCCUGAAUAGGACAAAAAUAAUAAGGUCUGUUAUCCUUCUCUAAUGGCCGCGACCCUAAAAUCCAAUGGCUUCAUCAUCUUGAAGAAAACCCACAACCAGAUUUCUCUUCCUAUCGCUCCUUCUCAGUUACGAUUUUCCUCAAUCAAAAGGUUUACUCUAAUGGCGGCUCUCACCACCAUCCCUACUGUCAGACUCUCUGAAACUAAGGUUGAAAGAACAGGGCAAGGUCCUAAGUGGGAAAAGCUGUGCCUGUCAAAUGUCAAGCCCUGUGAAAGUAAUAGAGUUACUUGCAGUGCCCUCAACAGAUCAGAAGAAGCCUUCAUUACUAUCAAGGAACAUAAAAAGAAUAGGCCUUUGGUGAAGAUGUGUGGCAUAACAUCAGCUAGAGAUGCUGCUAUGGCAGCUGAAGCAGGAGCGGAUUUGAUUGGGAUGAUUGUUUGGCCCAACUCAAAGCGCUCUGUUUCGGUUUCAGUAGCAAAAGAGAUCUCAAAAGUUGCAAGAGAAUUUGGGGCAUUGCCUGUGGGGGUAUUUGUAGAUGAUGAUAUAGAUACAAUAUUGAGAGUUUCUGAUGCAUCUGACCUCGAACUUGUUCAGCUUCAUGGAGACAACUCUAGAGCAGCUUUUCCGAUUUUAGUUCAAGAACACCGAAUCAUUUAUGUCCUUCACGCAGAUGAAAAUGGAAGUCUCCUAAACCAUAUUUCAGCUCAAGAAUGCUCUCUUGUUGAUUGGAUUCUUGUGGAUAGUGCAAAGGGUGGCAGUGGUCGAGGAUUUAACUGGAGAGAAUUUAAAUUACCAAGCAUUAGAAGCAAAAAUGGUUGGCUUUUGGCUGGAGGGAUGAAGACUGAUAAUGUUUGUGAAGCUCUUUCAAUUCUCAAACCUCAUGGAGUUGAUGUUAGCAGUGGCAUUUGUGGCCCUGAUGGCAUCCAGAAGAAUCAAUCACAAAUUUUUUCCUUUAUUAAUGCAAUAGAUCUAUGUGCUAUUGAUUGAUUUAUUGGUAAAAGAAUAUGAAGAAUUUGUAUGAAUCUUCCCCUUGAUAUGAUUUUAAUAAAUAAAUAAUAAUAAUUAAGCUGA